GGUGGAUGUGAACGAAGGCCUCUGAUUCACUGAUAUCAGUCAACACCCAAAACAGACAGCCCCCAGGAGCGUCGAGGCGAAUUAAUGUCAAAAUGGACAGCAAAGGAAGGAAAAUCAUAGUUUGCGACAAUGGCACAGGGUUCGUCAAAGUGGGAUAUGCCGGCUGCAACUUCCCCGCCCACAUCUUCCCGUCCAUGGUGGGGCGACCUAUCAUCCGAGCCACAAACAAAAUUGGGGACAUCGAAGUCAAGGAAUUUAUAGGUGACCUCAUGGUUGGCGAUGAAGCAAGCAAGCUCCGCUCCAUGCUGGAGGUGACGUACCCCAUGGAGAACGGCAUCGUCAAGAACUGGGACGACAUGUGCCAUGUUUGGGAUUACACCUUUGGGCCGGAGAAAAUGGCCAUCAACCCCAGAGACUGCAAGAUCAUGCUGACAGAACCCCCAAUGAACCCCACCAAGAACCGCGAGAGGAUGUUGGAGGUAAUGUUCGAGAAGUACGGGUUUGCAGGAGCCUUUGUGGCUAUCCAAGCUGUGUUGACCCUGUAUGCACAAGGUCUUCAGUCAGGUGUUGUGGUGGACUCCGGUGAUGGUGUUACCCACAUCUGCCCCGUGUAUGAAGGAUUCACACUCCCACAAAUUAGGCGAUUAGACAUUGCCGGUCGCGAUAUCACCGUAUACAUGAUCAAGUUGCUGUUGCUGAGAGGGUAUGCGUUCAACCACUCAGCAGACUUUGAGACAGUGAGAAUGAUGAAGGAGAAACUGUGUUAUGUUGGCUACAACAUUGAACAAGAGCAGAAACUUGCAACAGAAACUACUGUCUUAGUAGAGAAUUACCAGCUGCCAGAUGGUCGUAUCAUUAAGGUUGGUGGUGAGAGGUUUGAAGCCCCAGAAGCCCUGUUCCAGCCUCACCUCAUUAACGUAGAAGGCCAAGGCAUUGCAGAACUCCUCUUCGACACCAUACAGCGCUGUGAUAUUGACAUUCGACCUGAGCUCUACAAGCACAUUGUUUUGUCUGGUGGAUCUACUAUGUAUCCCGGCCUACCAUCACGUCUGGAAAGGGAGUUGAAGCAGCUGUACCUGGAGAGAGUCUUAAAGGGUGACGUGGAGAGACUGUCCAAGCUAAAGAUCCGCAUUGAGGACCCCCCAAGGAGGAAGGACAUGGUCUUCAUUGGAGGGGCAGUCCUCGCCGAUGUCAUGAAGGACAGAGACAACUUCUGGAUCUCAAGAGAGGAAUACCAAGAGAAGGGCGUCCAAGCUGCAUUAGAAAAACUCAUGCCUGGCGGAGCUUCAUAAGAACAGUGGGGAUAGUGGAAGAGAUAGAUCAGUUGUUGCUGAUAUUGUGGUUAUAUUGAUGUCUCCCAUGACACUGUUGAUUUUACUUGAUGUCUAAGGCUCAGGCUGGGGUUUUAUCUUUAGUGGCCGAUGGAAGCAUAGGAAAAUGUCAGUUAUAUUUUAUAUGGUUGUCUUAACGGUUUAUGUAUUUUCAGCCAAUGCCUUAGUAGCAAGGAUGGAUGUGGAAAUCUUGAUUUUUUUAAAUCUCAAAAGAAAUGCUGUUGCUCUAGAGGGUUCCAACUGUUGUUAUGAAAAGCCAAGUAUUGUUUAAAGAUAUUGCUCUCAUUUCCCUCAAGUUACAGUUCUUCCACCAGUAUGGGUAUUGCAGUUGAAAUUUUGGCUGCAUAUUGUUUGUAAAGUUGUUGUUUUUCCCCAUAGAAAAAGAUCCUACUUCAGCAUUCUUUUUUUUUUUUUUUUUUCUAUUAAGCACAGUAGUG
Molecule: messenger RNA, 1768 nt
Organism: Penaeus vannamei (Pacific white shrimp)
Lineage: Eukaryota; Metazoa; Arthropoda; Malacostraca; Decapoda; Penaeidae
Source: RefSeq, a predicted model, not a curated record